UGGCUUUGCCUUUGCCUUCUUCUUUCCUACUAGCACUUCACCUUUUUUCUUCUGUAGCAGAUAACUUACAUCUCUUUGGAUCCCCACGCCUCCCCUUCUCUCUCUCUCUCUCCAUUAAAGCUCUUCUCUCUCUCCCUUCUUUAAAACCCCCCAUUCCUUCUCCCCCUUCCACACCUCUAAAAGCCUAGCGAAAAAGAAGAAACCAAAUCUCCAAGAAUCAUUCAUUCUCUGCUUUCUCUAGAUUCCACCGGCCAUGGAUGAAUAUGAUUGCGAGUAUUUUAUGAGGAGGAGCCAGGUGCCGGCGUUCGGGAGCUGGGACUGCGACGACGGGUUUCCGAUCCCGUUCACCCAGUGCUUCGAAUCGGCGAGACAGGCCGGGCUGCUCCGGUACAGCUACUCCGAGGACCGGGAUUUGUACGUCGCCGGCGACCUGUACGAGAACGACGUCGUCACUCCGGCCAUGAUUGUCGUGCCUCGCCGCCGGGGAAAAGGAAGCGGAUAUGAGCAUGGCGGAAAAGGGGAGGGAAGAAAGGACGGUUGGGUGAUGGGUGGAUGCGACUGCGAAUACGGUGGCGAUGUGAAAGAGCCGCCGAGCCCGGUGCCGCCGUCGCCGCCUCCGGCCAGGAGAGAGCCCAAGGCGGUGGACGAAGAUCUGUACAAGAUUUCGCCGGAUCUCCUCUACGCAAGGACCAAACGGAAGAGGGCAUGGGGGUUUCUACCAAGCUGCCUAAGGCCAGUGUGCGCGUGAGGAAGCCCUGCCAUGGGAGCUUCUUCAAUUCUGCAAAAAGUCAUCGUAAACCAUGCAUGCAUGCAUGCUAGCUAGCAAGCCAUCCAAGUAGUUUAAGGAAGAAGCUAAGGAAGGAUAACAUUAAUUACUCCAAACGGAUCAGAGAAUGUUACGUUGGGGCAGGCAUUAUGGCAGCAGCCCAUCCAAGAGGAUAAUGUUGUUAGUUGUUUCAUCAUUAUCAUAUCAUAAUUAUCAUGGCAAUCAAGAACAUAUAUAAUAAUAAUAAACAAAAACAGUGUUAUUGUCUCAGUAGCUAUAUAUAUUAGGGUUAGCUUAGAGCUAUAUAUGUCUCUGCAGCUUUAAUUUGGACAGGAGCAUUGGAAGCUGAGACUGUAUGUAAAGCCUUUUUCUUUUGGUUUUUUUUUUUUGUUUUUGGCUAUACUGUUUUGUGUGCAAGAAAAGGUGGUUGUAUUGAUUAAUGUAUGGCGCACUGUUUCUGUGAAUUGCUGCCAUUCUUUUAUUCUCUCUCUCUCUCGUGCUGUUUGGUUUGUACGUUUGUUGUUGUUGUUUUUGUUUUGACAGAAGCGUGAAUAGAGUCAUGUGUGGUCCGUGGGAGGGUUCAAAUUGUUUGCCGCUAUUUAUAGAGCGUUAUUAA
This is a messenger RNA of Ipomoea nil (Japanese morning glory), 1382 nucleotides long. RefSeq lists its product as uncharacterized. The record is from RefSeq and is a predicted model, not a curated record. Bases 254 to 748 code for a protein of 164 amino acids. The transcript has 4 exons. NCBI's taxonomy places the organism in Eukaryota, Viridiplantae, Streptophyta, Magnoliopsida, Solanales, Convolvulaceae.